AAUCUACGAAUUAAGGAGGGAAGAGACGGAGUUUAUGGUGCUACAGAACCAUCAUGGAGUCUGAGCAGGAAGCUCUACAAAGGAUUAUCACAACUCUGGCAAACAAAAACGAUGAAAUUCAGAACUUUGUUGAUACACUGAAUCAUACCCUAAAAGGAGUACAGGCCAACUCAUCUAACAUACUUUCAGAGUUGGAGGAGGAAUUUGAUGGUCUGUACUCUAUCCUGGAUGAGAUGAAAGAAAGUAUGACCAGCACAAUCAAACAGGAACAAAUUCAUAAAACACAAGAGCUACAGAAUCAACUCAGUCAGUGUACUCAUGCCUUAGAGAAUUCAGAAGAGCUCCUAGAAUUUGCUACCCGGUCACUAGACAUAAAGGAACACGAGGAAUUCUCAAAGGCUGCCAGACAGAUCAAAGAUAGAGUUACAAUGGCUUCAGCUUUUCGCCUUUCUUUGAAACCAAAGGUCAGUGACAACAUGACUCAUUUGAUGGUGGAUUUCUCUCAGGAAAGGCAGAUGCUCCAUACUUUGAAGUUUUUGCCAGUUCCCAAAGCUCCAAUGAUCGAUCCAGUGGAGUGCCUAGUAGUUGACAACACUGUAAAUGUUGCUUGGAGAAUGCCGGAAGAAGAUAACAAAAUCGAUCACUUCAUAUUGGAAUAUAGGAAAACCAACUUCGACGGGCUUCCCCGAGUCAAGGAUGAGAGAUGCUGGGAGUCGAUUGACUACAUUAAGGCCACUGAAUAUACACUGUCCGGCUUAAAAUUUGAUUCAAAAUAUAUGAACUUCCGAGUACGAGCGUGUAACAAGGCUGUGGCAGGAGAGUAUUCUGAUCCAGUGACAUUGGAGACCAAAGCACUGAACUUCAGUUUAGACAGCUCCUCCUCACAUCUGAAUCUGAAAGUUGAAGAUUUUUGUGUGGAGUGGGAUCCUACUGGAGGAAAAAGUCAAGAAAACAAAAUAAAAGGAAAGGAGAAUAAAGGAAGUGGCCAUGUUACUGCACUGAAGAAAAAUACAAGAAGUGGUACACCAUCACCAAAAAGGACAUCAGUAAGCUCCAGGCCACCGACAGUAAGGGGCAGCAGAGAUCGCUUUACUGGUGAAUCAUACACUGUAUUGGGAGACACUGCUAUUGACAGUGGACAACACUACUGGGAGGUGAGAGCGCAGAAAGACUGUAAAUCCUACAGCGUGGGAGUAGCUUACAAGACUCUGGGGAAAUUUGACCAGCUGGGAAAAACAAAUACUAGCUGGUGUAUCCAUAUCAACAACUGGCUACAAACUACCUUUGCUGCAAAACACAACAAUAAAGCCAAAGCCCUAGAUGUGACUGUUCCUGAAAGGAUAGGCGUCUACUGUGAUUUUGACGGAGGUCAGCUCUCCUUCUAUAAUGCAAAUUCGAAGCAGUUGCUGUAUUCAUUUAAAACAAAGUACACCCAGCCAAUACUCCCUGGUUUUAUGGUGUGGGGUGGCGGACUUUCUUUGAGUACCGGGAUGCAGGUGCCAAGUGCUGUGAAAACACUGCAGAAGAGUGAAAACGGAAUGAAUGGUUCAACUGGUAGCUUGAAUAAUGUUGCUCAGUAACGAGUCUGUGCAGAAAAUGUUUAUUCCCAUUUUGAUGGGAGUGGUUUUCUUGUUUUGGAGCGGGGGCUUUUUUUGUUUGUUUUUGGUCCAGUUGCAGGAAUUUUUGAGCAGUGGAUUAAUUGGAGUUGCUUCCCAACCUGGGUACUGAAGCCUAGCAGAUAGAAAAACCAUAGAUCUGCCUUCCUAAAGAGUAGGUGGGGAAAUAGACAACGGUAGCAGCGAGCUUUAAUUUUUAGAUGGAAUUUCUUUUUUUUUUUUUAAGUGUCCUGGAUGUCGUCAUGCUAAAAUUUAGUUAAUCCUAAGAGACAGGUACGGUCUCUGUUGGGAAGACACUUCCUCCUUUCCCCCCUGUUUUCUUCCCCACUCUUCACUGCUGUCUAGUUGGGAGGCCCUCACAAAACCUUCAAUGACUGAGAGUGGUGGCAGAGAGGGUAGGGGUUCUGAGGGCAGUCUCUGCAGCUGGGGUCAGGAGGCAUUAUGUCUGGGGGGACAUGGGGGAAGGAAGGAGUGGGAGACAGAAGGACUCUUGUCUCCUCUCCUCACACCCUCACCAGGCUUGGGAAGGAAGAAAGGUGGUGGGAAGCCUCUUGGUAACGUGCAGUGAGGUGGCACUCCUGGAGUAAACAUCGGCUGCACCCCUUAAACAUCCAACACACUCUUCACUAUCAGCCUAACGGCCUCUCCCUAACAAGGCAUCAGGGGGUCCUCCUGGAAGUGUGAUUAGCACCCACCCAUAUAUGUUAAUCACUAACACUUUAGGUGGGCUGAGGAGGAGGAGAAGGAACAGGAGGCCAUAACUACUCCUUUCAAAGGAAUUCCUCUUACCGAUCCAUCAGUCAGGCAAUGGUAUUUCUUGAGUGCUUACUGUGUGCAGAACACCGUACUAAGGGCUUGUACUAGAGUUGGUAAAUGCAGUCCCUGCCCACAGUGAGUUUAUAGUCUACAGGGGGAAUGUCCCCAGGGUGGUUGAUGAGGGUUCAGUGCUUCUCAGAAUGAGUGAUAAUUAUGGUACUUGUUAGGCGCUUACUGUGGGCUGGAUACUGUUCUAAGCUCUGGGGUAGA
Molecule: messenger RNA, 2642 nt
Organism: Tachyglossus aculeatus (Australian echidna)
Lineage: Eukaryota; Metazoa; Chordata; Mammalia; Monotremata; Tachyglossidae
Gene: FSD1L
Product: fibronectin type III and SPRY domain containing 1 like
Exons: 14
Coding region: 54-1580 (508 amino acids)
Molecular function (GO): protein binding
Source: RefSeq, a predicted model, not a curated record